Messenger RNA from Lasiodiplodia theobromae, 594 nucleotides. Its product is annotated as Glyoxalase bleomycin resistance dioxygenase protein. NCBI's taxonomy places the organism in Eukaryota, Fungi, Ascomycota, Dothideomycetes, Botryosphaeriales, Botryosphaeriaceae. Bases 1 to 594 code for a protein of 197 amino acids. The record is from RefSeq and is a predicted model, not a curated record. The transcript has a single exon.
AUGACUCCGACCCUUUCUAGUCCCGGAACCGUGGUCACGCGGCCCGCGUACCUCGCCCACAUCGUGCUGCAAACCCAACCGGCCAACUUCCAGGCGAUGGUCUCAUUCUACAAGACCUUCCUGAACGCCACAGCCAGCCACGAGAACGAAUUCAUCUCCUUCCUGACGUACGAUUCGGAACACCACCGGAUCGCCAUCAUCAGCACCCCAGGGGUCGGUCCCAAGGCAGCCGGAAGCUCGGGCCUGCGGCACUUUGCCUUUACCUUCCGCACGCUCGAGGAACUGGCGCUGGCGUACUUGCAACGCAAAUCCAACGGUAUCGUGCCGCACUGGUGCGUCAACCACGGGCCCACCACCAGCAUGUAUUACCACGAUCCGGACGGCAACGAGGUCGAGACGCAGGUUGACAACUUCGAUUCGGCCGACGAGGCGAACGAGUACAUGCGCACCGAAGCCUUCAAGACCAAUCCGAUCGGAGCCGAGUUCGAGCCCGAGGAGCUGGUGAGGCGGCUGCAAGCUGGUGAGGAUGAGAGAGAGAUCAAGAAGCGGGCCGACGUUGGGCCAAGGGGCAUGGAAGCCAUCAGACCCAUCUGA